UCUUUUCAUUUCGAGAACUUCCAAACGCCACCGGCAAACCGUACAUAUAUAAGGAACGACACGUACCAGUCUUGUGUAUGUGCUGUAUACCUGCUGCGUACCGGUAAACGUAAAGACGUGAAUAACAAAUACUCGUCUCUGACAUUAAAGUAUUUCUUUCUGCUUGAAUCCAACUGUCCACGAAAGAAGUAGCGGCAUAAUGGCUGAGAAACCAAGAAUUGGAUACUGGGAUAUUAGAGGGCUGGCAGCACCUCUUCGCCUGAUCAUGGCUUACUCUGGAGUUGACUUCUCCGACGACCGGUACGCGGUAGGACCACCCCCAGAAUACAACAGGACGAGAACAAGCCUGCUUACCUAGAGAAGGCCAAGAAACAGCUUGAUGCUUUUGAAGCUUACCUGGGAGACAAGAAGUUCUUCGCCGGCGACAAGGUGACCGUUGCCGACUUCCACAUGUUUGAGAUGCUGGACCAGCACAACACCUUUGAGCCCUCUCUGCUGGACAACAGCCCCAAACUUAAGCAGUUCUGGCAACGUUUCCGGGACCUCCCCGCCAUAAAGGCGUACCUGUCAUCUGACAAGUACAAAGAGAGACCCAUUAACAACCCCUCAGCCAACUGGAAAUAAAAUGCCGAAUAUGAAAAUACAGUACUUGUAAUGUUUUGGGCUGAUAUCAUGUUGAGCUUUAUUUAUUAAGUUUUUAAUAAAAUUUCAUCGUUACUUUUCAUUCCAUCGUUCACAACAAGACGCCAUGAUGUGUAUGUUCUUCAAUAAAAUCCCGAGGAAAAACCUCAGUCAAGUCAAA
Molecule: messenger RNA, 802 nt
Organism: Aplysia californica (California sea hare)
Lineage: Eukaryota; Metazoa; Mollusca; Gastropoda; Aplysiida; Aplysiidae
Product: glutathione S-transferase Mu 3
Biological process (GO): glutathione metabolic process
Molecular function (GO): glutathione transferase activity
Source: RefSeq, a predicted model, not a curated record